GCAGCAGCAUUCACAGAAGAGAAAAUCCACACCUGAUACACCUGCAAACGCAAAUCGAAAUUCUCAAGAAUGUCAUCGGGUAAAAGUCACGUGGGUGGUAAGGAUGACCCUGUGAUGCAAUAUCUCCUGAAUCAUUCUCUGAGAGAGCACCCUGCCCUUAAAAAACUGCGCCUGAAAACUAUGGAUCAUAAAUGGAAUUUCAUCAUGGUGGCGUGUGAGCAGUCGCAGUUGAUGGCAAAUUUGGCUCAGUUAAUCAAGGCCAAGAAGGCUCUCGAAAUUGGUGUAUAUACAGGCUAUAACGCAUUGAGUAUUGCUCUCGUGCUACCGGAAGAUGGAAAGGUGAUUGGAUGUGACAUAAAUGAGGAAUACACCAACAUUGGUAGACCCUUCUGGAAAGAGGCGAGCGUUGAACGCAAAAUCGACCUUCGUCUGCAGCCGGCACUGAAAACACUUGAUGAGCUGUUGGCUGCAGGUGAAGCUGAGACGUUUGAUUUUGUCUUCAUUGAUGCUGAUAAACAGAACUACGACAACUACUAUGAGAAAUCUCUGCAGCUGGUCAGGAAAGGAGGAAUAAUUGCCAUAGAUAAUGUCCUGUGGAGCGGGCGAGUAGUGAAUCCAGCAGAGGGUGAUGUGGACUCCAUCAGCAUCGAUAAAAUGAACGAGAAACUUCACAAAGACGUCAGAGUGAAUCUGAGCAUGCUCACUGUGGGUGACGGACUUACGCUAGCAUUCAAACUCUGAGCUCGUAGGAGACACUAAGUGCUAUAACAGACUGAAGGAACUUCCAAAAACACUUAGUUCCAAAACCUAGUGAGCUGCCUUCCUGACGUAAAGGCUGUUCCAAAUGUUUGGUCUAGAUACCUUCUUUUGGGCCUAAUUUCCAGAAUGCAUUGCGACAAGAAAAUAAAUCAAGCAAUUUGGGAAAUGAAAGCAAUUUGAUUGAUUUUGAUUGGAUUUCAAAUACACUGGAAAGUAUUGAUAAAAUGCAUUACAUAGUUUUAUGCUUAUUUGAGUAUCGCAUUAACUUAGCAAACUACUGUGGAAUCAAUUGUAAGUCGAGUCUCACAUGCGCUUCACGCAAAGAGUGAUAUUUGUAUGAAGCACAGAGUUGCUGUCAAUGUAAAGUGUUCCAAAUCGAUCGCUUAUGAGGUUCCAUCAAUUUCAGUUAGGACGCUUGCCUCAGAGCGGAGCUGCUUAUGUAGGCAGUUGACAGCAAGGCAGUUCACUAGGUUUUGGAACAGAAUCUCGGUUUUCAAGAACAUGUGUGUUACAGUUAGGCCUGUCGCGAUUACUAAAUAACCGUCUGAUCGCAGUUAUUUGAGACAACCGCGAUUAUUGGGCAUUCAAAUUCCA
Molecule: messenger RNA, 1353 nt
Organism: Myxocyprinus asiaticus (Chinese sucker)
Lineage: Eukaryota; Metazoa; Chordata; Actinopteri; Cypriniformes; Catostomidae
Product: catechol O-methyltransferase domain-containing protein 1-like
Exons: 7
Coding region: 70-741 (223 amino acids)
Molecular function (GO): O-methyltransferase activity; S-adenosylmethionine-dependent methyltransferase activity
Source: RefSeq, a predicted model, not a curated record